CCAGUCUGUCUCUUGGACAGCAUUUCUUUUUUCGCGUUAACGUAUAGUUUUAACCUCAGCGUGGACAUUUAACAUGGCUGGAUGGGCGGUUAAGCAAGCUUCCGCUCCAGUCUCUUGAAAUCUGCAUAAUAAACCAGGCUAGUAUGGAUACUUUAGCUUUACUAGCAUGCUGGAUUAGCUGGAUCGUUAGCUUGACAUCGUGGCUAUGCAGCCAUGGCGCUAAUGCGGUUGCACUUCGGUAGCUGCUAAUAUUGGCAAGGCCGCCAUUGGCGUCGUGUUUGCCGUUUAAACCGCUGCAGCGAAGGAGGGUGGGAGCUCGUGCGCUCCUAGCUCUUUCGUGCACAUUGUUUUCUUUUUUUCCCGAUCGUAUCCUUACUUCGACACUUUAAGGAUAAUAGUUUACCUCGCAACGUGUCGUCUGUGGUUUUAGUGUGUAUUUUGUCACAGGAUAUUCUGUGUCAAGGCUGCUAAAUCCACAUCCAUAUACCCCAGUUUCUUAAUUUAGUCCUCAUCCGGCAUAAAAACGGAGGUCGCCGGGCUGGAGUGUGUUCUCAUGGCCGAGUCAGAGACUGAAUGUGACACGCCUGGCCUUGACACGCUUGGGUCGGAGUGUGUCAUAGCCCACAGUCAUGUCGACCUUCACUAUGGAGCGGAAACGGAGAUCAUGACAGAGGAAAAGCGUGGCCUGGAGCUGGAGAUCCAUGGAGGUGACCUAAAGAUUCAAGGGUUGGGGACAGAGCUUGGUGCUGUAACUUGUGUGGAGGCCAUUGUUGCUGAGUCGGAUCAUGAUUACAUUAAGGUGGAACCUGCUGAUAUGCACUGCUUCACAGCAGCUGAAAUCAAGACCACAGGGACGGAGACUCUGUUGGGAGAGGUUCUGCUUAAGACAGACAGUGAGCACAUGGUUAAAGUGGAAUCCGACCACGGCGGGGAGCUGACAGUGGAGUCCGAGAAUGGUGUGAUCAUACACGAGGCCCACGGGCUGCAGUGCAAUGAGUGCGGGGAGAUUUUCGGUAGCAUAGCGGAUCUUCACCAACACUUUGAGAUCCACAAAGAUCUCAACCCGUACAUCUGCGUGCACUGCGGUGAGAGCUUUGCCGUUGAAGCCAGCCUCAAGCAACACAUGAAAAUCCAUAUGAAAGAAAUGCCGUACGUUCCUCCCGGAGUUGAGAUCAUGGGCAAAGAUGUCAUAGAUGCCUUCAGCCUCAAAUCACAUCAAAUGAUUCAUUUGACAGACAAGCCCCACAGAUGCUCAGAGUGUGGCAAGAGCUUUGCAGCAGCAAUCACACUGAGAGAACACAUGAAGAUGCAUUCUGAGGACAAGCCGUACAAAUGCACUCAGUGCAGAAAAAGCUUCGUUCGUAGAAGACAUCUGAAAAAGCACCAAGAGGUCCACGCUCGUGAGAAGCCAUAUACUUGCGGCCAGUGUGGCAAGGGCUUCGCAACAACUUCCAACCUAAAGCAGCACCAGAAAACCCACGCCGCGGUCGUUCUUGGAGACAAACCCCACCGCUGCGCACAGUGUGGAAAAUGCUUUGCGGCCGCCGCCACUCUUCGAGAGCACCAGAGGGUCCACUCGGGAGAGAAGCCGUACAAGUGCAACAUGUGCAGGAAGAGCUUUGUCCGCAAACGCCACCUAAAAAAGCACCAGCAGGUCCACGCUGGAGGGAAGCCCUACACCUGCAGGCAUUGUAACAAGGGCUUCAACCACUCCUCGUCUUUGUCUCGCCAUCACAAAACUCACCUGCAGAAUCCUGUCUUUUCCCCGCCUCUGCCUGGGAAACCCAUGUCCUAUGCCACACCCCCAAAACAGAGGGUGCUCCAGGAGGGAGAAAAACCCUACAUGUGUCAUUUCUGUGCCAAGGGCUUCAAUCAUUCAUCCUCUCUGUCUCGCCACCAAAGAGUCCACUCUGAGGGCAAGAGCUACACCUGUGGGCAUUGUGGUAAAACAUUCACCCACUCCUCCUCUCUUGCAAGGCACCAGAGAGUCCACUUGGAAAACAAGCAGCAGCAACAGCAGGAGCAGCAGCCACAAACGCCUCAGCCUCAGUCGCCGCAGUACGUCACCAUCCACACAGGAAAGGCAUUCCCCAACAAUGCCUUCUCCAAGCAGCACACCCCGACCAGUGAAAAGAGAUACAGGUGCUCACAGUGUGGAAAAGGCUUUAACCAUUCAUCAUCCCUCUCCAGACAUCACAGAAUCCAUGUAAACCAUUGAGCCUUGUCACGAGUGGUCCCAUAUUAAAGCGCCCACAUUCCCAAACCCCCUCGUUUCUGUCCUAUGAAUUUUUUUUUUUAAUGGUGUCCCACUUUACAGACACGAUACACAACAGAGAGGUCUGUAUCGGUGUGUGAUGGUUUAGUGGAGCAUCUGGACAAACUUUAAAAUAGGAAGUGGUUUUGUGUAACGGACAUGGAACUGGACCCCGGCGGGGCUUUGCGCCCAGAACACGAUGCUAGAUUGUGAAGGAAUCUGUUCUUGAACGAGAAUGCUUCCAUUCCUCCAAGACAUCCUGAUCGAAAAAAAUAUGAUCUAUGUGAAAAGGUUGUUUUUAUGGGGGAUGGUCAGUGCUUUCCUUCCUGGGCUUUUGAUAGAUGUUUGGUUUGGGGGCACAUUAGCAGUUCAUCUACAAUUUUAGUCAAAGCUAUAUAAACGAGCGGGGGGAAAAAAUCUUGCUUCUAUAUCUUUCUUAUACCUACAUAACUCGGAUGAAGCAAAUAUGAAAAGAAUCCAGUGUAAAUAAUCCACUGAUUUUUCUUUUAUAUUUCUGUAUAGGUGACUAGUGUGCUGUUCUGGAAAAAAAAUGACAGUUUUGAUAGUAUGAUCCACUUGCUCCCUUUUUAUUUUCUUUUAAGUGAUGAAGAUGUGGGUGUUCCCAUGCACACUGGGCUCCAGCAGAUUCAGAGCCGUCUUGUAUAUUUAUGAAAUUGUUUUAUUUUUUUUUUUUUUUUGUUUUGUAUGUCUAUGAUGGUUUAGCACUGCGGCAUAGACUGUACAGAGCAAUACUGACUGACAUCCUGAGUCUGUUAUUACAUGCAAUUUAAUCAUGAUAAAAAUGCAUUGUAGAAAAUAAAAGCCCUUUGGGUAGCAUAUUGUAUCACGCCCCGUGUCCCAGUUAUUUACCAUGUGCUUUUUCAACAGCACACAAGUUCUGAAUGUACAUGACCAGCUAUAUAAUACUAUAUUGCUUUGGAGACAAAUGACUUGUGUAUAGACUAGGUAACUAUUGUUGCUCCUCAAAAUACUACAAUUUGAUCUGAAAAGGUUGUGUAUACUGAAAGACAUGAGAAUCUCAUUUUACAAGAAUUUUAUGAAGUCCAGUGGAUUGCGAUCGAUUUACUGUUCGUGUAAAAUAUCUUUUACAAACUGAUGUAUUUUUUUAGACAUGGUUUGGGUUCUAUGAAAGGGAAUGAAAAAGAGAGGCAGUUUGAAAUGAGUGAACACUUUGGUGAGCAAUAUUUUUCCCUUUUUUUUUAAAUUUUGGAUUACAGUUCUUCAAACUGUAGCAUAGGUUUCUUCCUUGUGUUAGUUAGGUGCCUUAUUGCAUGCUGUGUAGAAAUGUAUGCCAAGCUGUUAUUUGAGAAAAAAAACUUAAGGUUGUCAAAAGUCUUUAGUUCUUCAUACUUACCCUGCAUUUUUAUUUGAUGUCACAGCUAACCUUUUUUUUUUUGAUUUAAUGUAUGUUAUGUGUUUACAAUGUUACAACCAAAUUGUCUCUUAUUUUUGUCCCUUCAUUUUUGUUUAUGGCCUCACAGAGAAAAAUGUAAACGAUCCAUUUAGAGUCCUCUUAAGGGCGAAUCCUGUAACACCUCUUCCCUAUCUGAGUGGCACAUUUAUGGAUAAAUAAAGGUUGUUGACUGUC
Messenger RNA from Oryzias latipes (Japanese medaka), 3863 nucleotides. RefSeq lists its product as uncharacterized. Gene Ontology annotation, biological process: regulation of gene expression. Gene Ontology annotation, cellular component: nucleus. Lineage: Eukaryota; Metazoa; Chordata; Actinopteri; Beloniformes; Adrianichthyidae. The record is from RefSeq and is a predicted model, not a curated record.